CAGAUUCCCGUCUUCCUAACUCUGUUGCAUAAACCUCGAUGUAAACACAAACUUGCGAGAGAAAAUCACGGUCGUGGGUUAAUUUUUCUUCCCUUUUUUUCUUGUUCUUCGGGAAGUUGUUGUAUUAUCAUUGUCUCUCUGGCAUUUGUGUUUUGUGAUAGAUAUCGCGGUAAAGGAGGUUUUUGAGUCGAAAUGCUGCGUCAGUUGGUGAAUUCUACGGCGAGAGUUGCUGCUCAGAGGCGAAGGUUGGGAAUCCAGUUACUUCAGCCAAGAUGUCACCAGUCAACUAGCAUUGAUGAGGACAAGACAACAGCUACUAUUUUAAACCAGGAAGCAGAUUCUGGGCUCAUGGUAGAUGCAUACAGCCAGGUUGGAUUCAGACUAAAUAAUGGGAUGAAAGUGUUAGGCCCUAUUGCUAUAUUCCCUAGAUCUGUUCUUAGUUGGAAGGUGAAAUCUGUAGAGGAUAUCAAUGAAGAUUCACUGUCUCUCUUUCACAUGCUGGUACCUAAAAUUGAUCUUUUAGUGAUUGGUGUAGGAGACAAAGGCAAUAAAGUUGACCCUCAUAUUGUGCACUACAUGAAGAAUAAAGGCAUUACAUUGGAG
Messenger RNA from Penaeus monodon (black tiger shrimp), 603 nucleotides. RefSeq names its product NADH dehydrogenase [ubiquinone] 1 alpha subcomplex assembly factor 3-like. Gene Ontology annotation, cellular component: mitochondrial inner membrane. Gene Ontology annotation, biological process: mitochondrial respiratory chain complex I assembly. The record is from RefSeq and is a predicted model, not a curated record. Lineage: Eukaryota; Metazoa; Arthropoda; Malacostraca; Decapoda; Penaeidae.